Messenger RNA from Cannabis sativa, 1087 nucleotides. RefSeq names its product probable NADH dehydrogenase [ubiquinone] 1 alpha subcomplex subunit 5, mitochondrial. Gene Ontology annotation, biological process: respiratory electron transport chain. The transcript is spliced from 2 exons. The record is from RefSeq and is a predicted model, not a curated record. The coding region runs from base 175 to 702 and encodes 175 amino acids. Lineage: Eukaryota; Viridiplantae; Streptophyta; Magnoliopsida; Rosales; Cannabaceae.
UACAUGGUCCAGUUGAGUUGACCCAUAGAGAAAGGAGGCCCAAUGGUCCAAAUGGACCCAUUCUCAGUAGUACCGACCUUCUUCUCUCUAAACUUGAACUGACUCUGUCUGUGAAAGUCUGCGACACCAUCUGAGACUGAGAUUCAGAUCAUCACCGAGAGAGACCCGAAAGAGAUGUUCCUACGAGUGAUCGGACGGCCAUUAUUGGCCAGGGUGAAGCAAACGACGGGAAUCGUCGGUUUGGAUGUGGUCCCCAAUGCUAGGCAGGUCCUCAUCGAGCUCUACAACAAAACCCUAAAAGAGGUUGAGGCCAUACCAGCGGAUGAGGGUUAUCGCAAGGCUGUGGAGCACUUCACACGACAACGUCUCAAGGUUUGUGAGGAAGAAGAAGAUUGGGAGGUCAUCGAGAAGCGACUUGCCUGUGGCCAGGUUGAGGAGCUUAUCGAGGAGGCGCGCGAUGAGCUCACCUUGAUCGGAAAGAUGAUUGAGUGGGAUCCCUGGGGUGUUCCAGAUGACUAUGAAUGCGAGGUGAUUGAGAAUGAUGCACCAGUUCCAAAACAUGUACCUCUACAUCGACCCGGUCCUCUUCCAGAAGACUUCUACAAAACACUGGAGUCCCUUCAAGAAUCUUCGACAAGGACGCCACCUCCACCUGUAUCUCCACCUGCAGCCACCUCUAGUGAGUCACUAUCAAAGGAGUAAAGUAAUAGCAGCAUGUAUGUCCAAGAAUCUUCAACAUCUUGUUUGUGUUCUCUUUUGAGUUUAAAUUGCUGGACAUAAAGCUUGAGUUUUUAAUAAUCUAUUACUUGAAAUGGCCUUGCAUCAUCUUAUUUUUCUUUCAUUGCUGAUUUCUGCCAUUGCAUUGUACCCAAAACAAGAAAUGCGAUGCAAGAUUUGCUCGCUUUUACCAUAUUUUCGUACCCUAAACAAGUAUGCGGCCAGGACAAGGAUUCUUCAUAUCUUGAAUUUAUAUUGUGGAUGUAGAGAGGGAGAGAGGAGAUGCACCUUCCAUUUUUCACUGACUGAAGCUUGGUAUUUUUAAGCUAGCUAAUUUAUCUAAAAGCCAUUCCGGUAUUUUUAUUUGCCU